ACUGCCACAUGUACGAUGCAUCUCAAUUACCAAAAAGCAGAGCCAUCCAUAAAACUCAAAACACACACGGAUUCCACUGGCGUGUGCUCUCCUCACUUGUCCUUGAAACUUGAGCUUCAAUCUCAAAGUAUGGCUGCUUCAAUUGCUGUUACCGCAAACUAUGUCCUCCAGCCACCUCCAUACGCUCUGGAUGCUUUGGAGCCGCAUAUGAGCAAACAAACUCUGGAGUUUCACUGGGGAAAGCAUCACAGGGCUUACGUGGACAACCUCAAGAAGCAGGUUCUUGGAACCGAUCUUGAAGGCAAACCCUUAGACCACAUUAUCAACAAAACCUACAACAAUGGCGAUCUCCUUCCUGCUUUCAACAACGCUGCUCAGGCGUGGAACCACGAGUUCUUCUGGGAAUCAAUGAAACCCAAUGGUGGAGGAAAGCCAUCAGGAGAGCUUCUUGCUCUGCUUGAAAGAGAUUUCACUUCUUAUGAGAAGUUCUAUGAAGAGUUCAAUGCUGCUGCGGCCACUCAGUUUGGAGCUGGCUGGGCCUGGCUUGCUUAUGCAAAUGACAAACUCAAAGUAGUGAAAACUCCAAAUGCUGUGAAUCCCCUUGUGCUCGGCUCUUUCCCCUUGCUUACCAUUGAUGUCUGGGAGCAUGCUUACUAUCUCGACUUCCAGAACCGGAGACCAGAUUACAUAAAGACAUUCAUGAACAACCUUGUGUCUUGGGAAGCUGUCAGUGCCAGACUUGAGGCCGCAAAAGUUGCUUCUUCCUCUUCCGCUUAAGCAGAGAGUUCUGAACAAUAUGACUUCAAUGAAUUCUUCAUUAUUGAAGUUUCUUAAUAAAGUAUUGGUCAAUGUAAUAAGGACGCAGCUUUGUUGUAUGUGUGACAGAGUCUUUCAUGUAGAAUUUUGCACUUGUGCAAUGAACAAAUACAAUGCUCUUUUUGUGGUAUGUUUGGGUGUGUUUGAGUUAAGUUUUCAUUGUCUGUUUCGAAAGCACGGUUCUGUAUUUUCUAUUCUAUAAGACUAUAUAAUAUAUAUUCACAUA
This is a messenger RNA of Camelina sativa (false flax), 1042 nucleotides long. RefSeq names its product superoxide dismutase [Fe] 1, chloroplastic. Gene Ontology annotation, biological process: superoxide metabolic process. Gene Ontology annotation, molecular function: superoxide dismutase activity; metal ion binding. Gene Ontology annotation, cellular component: chloroplast nucleoid. NCBI's taxonomy places the organism in Eukaryota, Viridiplantae, Streptophyta, Magnoliopsida, Brassicales, Brassicaceae. The record is from RefSeq and is a predicted model, not a curated record.